CGAAUCAACCCACGAUAUGGUCAUGGAUCAAGUUGAGCGUGUCUACCGACGGGAUUGGCCAAUGAAUUGCUACCUGAACCUACUACCCUACGAACUUCUCCACCCGAUCUUCGAAGAUGUUCUGAAGUACCACAUCAAUACAUCAACAUUUUGGCGAAAUGGUCAUAUCUUUAUCGAGGAUGAUCUUGAACCUUUAUACUUUGGAAGGAUUUACGGCGGAGACUACGAUGAUCACUUAAAAGGACUUCGCUAUAACGUGGAUAAGCAGCUUCCGCCCUUGGAGCUAGCCCUUAUUCCGGAGAGAGGACUCUAUCACCAGUUCUUCUACAUGAGAAUGCAGCGUUGUGUUCUAGUUCUCCGCCCGUCGUUGUCGUUUGAUUGGUCAGAGGCAUUUUCUGUCCUUUAUGAGAACUGGGAGGAAUCUCAUAAGAGUCUUGUUGCGGAUGAAAAAGCCGAGGAAGAAUUUUGGUCCACGAUCCCAAACGAUAUAGCGUGGACCGGGGGGCCCAAUCCGGAAGAACAUGACGAUCGUUGGCCCUCUAUGUGGUUGUGUGUAGCUGAUAAGCUACGAAGCCCCAGGCGAUGGCAUUGGGAAUACCCGUCUUUGAAAUUUCUGUCUCCACUGAUGAGAUCUGGAUGUAGGCCAAUGAAGCUAUACAUACUGUAAGUAAACCUUUGUUUCGUGGGGACAUGCUAUUCUCUGAUAUUCGAUUUUAGUGGAAAAGAUAUGACUGAUGAAUACUGGUUUGGGGACGAGAUUGAUUUGCACACGGGACCGAAAGCCUUUAUUGCCAUAGAUCAAUUCUUCCAAGAUGUAUGCUUCAUCAACAGCUUCAACAAACCCAAAGUUAAUUGAAGAUAGGCAACGACGUUUCUUCCUGAUCAGAUUGACAAUUUGACAAUCCAAUUCGAUGAGAUUUAUGGAAACGGCUGGAGACACGCACGUUUCAAGAGCCAAUACUCGCACAUCCGCCAGGCACUCGGAGGUUUCCUAGCUCGCCUCCAUGUUACCAAGGUUACACUCAGAGAGAUUUGUUCUCGUGAAGAAGUAUAUGAAGUGAGCAAAGGGGAUUCGCAGGCUGGAUAUCGGGGUGAUUUCGCAGACGGUAUCGGCCUAUCCCUUAGAUGCAUCGUAUGUACGUUUCGAUUUUUGAGUUUACCAUUCCCUCUUUGAGCGCUCGGAGCGGUCGG
Messenger RNA from Hymenoscyphus albidus, 1191 nucleotides. The record is from the annotation of a GenBank genome assembly. NCBI's taxonomy places the organism in Eukaryota, Fungi, Ascomycota, Leotiomycetes, Helotiales, Helotiaceae.